GUUCACUGCAACAACAACUUUAAAUUAGUAGAAAACUCGGUUCAAGCUCAAGCACCAGAGAAAACUUCAAUGAAAACUUCCUGCAACAUCAAAUUCAUGCAACAAAUGUUAAUCACCUCCCUAAUCGGGACCUAAUCUGCAGGGAAGAAGCUGGCAGUGGGAGGCAAUCAUGCUUUAUUCAGUUCUGGUCCACCAUCUCACCUUUCAGAAUUUGGAGCAAGUGCAUGCUUUAUUUGGGGUAAUGCUUUAUUCAUCUCUACAUGAGCAACAAUCACCCAAGUUCUCAGCUUCUCACCAAACUCAUCAGAAAUUCAGAAAUAUCUGUUGACAUGGAUCCUUACAAGAAUCGUCCAUCAAGCGGUUUCAAUUCUGCCUUCUGGACUACGAAUUACGGUGCUCCAGUAUGGAACAACAACUCGUCCAUGACUGUUGGACCCAGAGGUCCUAUUCUUCUUGAAGACUAUCAUCUAGUGGAGAAACUUGCCAACUUCGAUAGGGAGCGGAUUCCAGAGCGUGUUGUCCAUGCUAGGGGAGCGAGUGCAAAGGGUUUCUUUGAGGUCACCCAUAAUGUUUCUCACCUUACAUGUGCUGAUUUUCUUCGAUCCCCAGGGGUUCAGACUCCAGUUAUUGUCCGUUUCUCCACUGUUAUUCAUGAGCGGGGCAGCCCAGAAACUUUAAGGGAUCCUAGAGGUUUUGCUGUGAAGUUUUACACCAGAGAGGGUAACUUUGAUCUGGUGGGAAACAAUUUCCCUGUAUUUUUCAUCCGUGAUGGGAUGAAGUUCCCAGAUGUGGUACAUGCUUUUAAGCCAAACCCUAAGUCUCACAUCCAGGAGAGUUGGAGGAUCUUUGACUUCCUAUCCCAUGUUCCUGAAAGCUUGCAUAUGCUUACGUUCCUUUUUGAUGAUUUGGGUAUUCCACAAGAUUACAGGCACAUGGAAGGCUCUGGUGUUAAUACCUAUACUCUAAUAAACAAGGCUGGAAAAGUUCAUUAUGUGAAAUUUCAUUGGAAACCUACUUGUGGUGUGAAGUGUUUGCUGGAGGAGGAGGCAGUCAAGGUUGGAGGAACCAAUCAUAGCCAUGCCACUCAGGAUCUAUACGACUCCAUUGCAGCUGGAAACUAUCCAGAGUGGAAGCUUUAUAUCCAGACAAUGGAUCCUGAACAUGAAGACAAAUUUGACUUUGAUCCACUUGAUGUGACUAAGACUUGGCCUGAGGAUAUUCUGCCUCUGCAGCCAGUUGGUCGCAUGGUCUUGAACAAGAACAUUGACAAUUUCUUCGGUGAGAAUGAGCAACUUGCAUUCUGUCCUGGCAUUAUUGUUCCGGGUGUUUCAUAUUCGGAUGACAAAUUACUCCAGACUAGGAUCUUUUCCUAUUCUGAUACCCAGAGGCAUCGACUUGGACCGAACUAUCUGCAGCUCCCUGUUAAUGCUCCAAAAUGUGCUCAUCAUAACAAUCACCAUGAAGGUUUCAUGAACUUCAUGCACAGGGAUGAGGAGGUCAAUUAUUUCCCAUCCAGAUAUGACCCAGUUCGCCAUUCUGAGAAGUACCCCAUUCCUUCUGCCAUUUACAGUGGAAAGCGCGAGAAGUGUGUCAUUGAGAAGGAGAACAAUUUCAAGCAACCUGGAGAGAGAUAUCGAUCUUGGGCACCUGACAGGCAAGGGCGAUUCCUUGGCCGGAUGGUUGACUGCUUGUCUGACCCCCGAGUCACUCAUGAGCUUCGUAGUAUCUGGAUCUCCUACUGGACACAGUGUGACCGAUCCCUGGGUCAGAAGCUAGCAUCUCGUCUCAAUGUGAGGCCAAGCUUUUGAAGAUGAUGCAAUCAUAAUAUUCUAAAUCAAGAACGAGGAUACUGGUUCAGAAUCUCAAAAUCAAUUUCAGUCAUUGGAUUGCUUUAACUUGCAUGUCAUGUAUCUCUUUAGCUAAUAAAUUCUAGUAGUAUGCUGUCUAAGAUGGUAAGGCGUGUAGUUUGCUGGAUUCGUAUAUUAGCUUUACUCAUGUGCUUAGCCACAAUGUGUUUGGACAACCUUAGUAACUUGAGGGUUGUGUGGUAAUGUCCUUCAUUAGUGCAACCCAAGUUUCUAGAUACUUCCAUACGCCUGAGGUAAUAAUGUAAUUGGAAUAACGAACAUGGCUUCAUGGUUGUGCGUUAUUAUAUUCCCCAUUUUAACCACAUUGAUAUGAUAGACUACUACUAAUUCAAA
Molecule: messenger RNA, 2201 nt
Organism: Manihot esculenta (cassava)
Lineage: Eukaryota; Viridiplantae; Streptophyta; Magnoliopsida; Malpighiales; Euphorbiaceae
Product: catalase isozyme 1
Exons: 11
Coding region: 261-1808 (515 amino acids)
Biological process (GO): hydrogen peroxide catabolic process; response to hydrogen peroxide
Cellular component (GO): plasma membrane; peroxisome; cytoplasm
Molecular function (GO): heme binding; catalase activity
Source: RefSeq, a predicted model, not a curated record